Molecule: messenger RNA, 1018 nt
Organism: Gossypium arboreum
Lineage: Eukaryota; Viridiplantae; Streptophyta; Magnoliopsida; Malvales; Malvaceae
Product: brassinosteroid-responsive RING protein 1-like
Exons: 1
Coding region: 194-766 (190 amino acids)
Biological process (GO): protein ubiquitination
Molecular function (GO): ubiquitin protein ligase activity
Source: RefSeq, a predicted model, not a curated record
CCAUUUUCUUGAUCAAAAUAUACCAAACUUUGUCAUUUCCCACUUCAAAUUCCAUUUGACACUUCACGUAAUCUAAGUUUUAUUCUUGUAUCAGUUUAUAAUUUUAUAUUCAUAUACAUAUAUGUAUUUAUAGUCAGUCCCCAUAGACUCACGUAUCUGCACCUAAGAUCAUAAAGUUUUCAACUAUAGUAUCAUGAUUCAAAUUUUCAAUUCCAUUGAUUUUUCAGAGCUUCUGAUUAUAACACCUCUGGUUUACCUCUUAACUGACCUUAAAUUCACCGUGAUGGCAAUAGAUUUUAUUUUUUAUCGACUCCAAAAACUCAACCAGCUUUUUCAAGACCACGACCGAGACUAUGCCGAUAUCGAUGACAACAAUGAUGAAUUACGACCGUUACCGUCUCAGGUUCCGGUGCCGUUCAUGGCCCAUGUAGUGUCGAAUUUGAUAAAGGCUAAGCUCCCUGUCGUCGAAUUCAGCAGGUGGAGAUUACGAGGCGAUAUCGACGAUCCGUUAGUUGAUUGUGCGAUAUGCUUGGCAUGCGUAGAGGGGAGUGAUGAAAUAAGGGAGCUGGGCAAUUGCAGUCACUUAUAUCAUAGAGAGUGUAUUGAUGGGUGGGUCGAUCAGGGUCAUGAGACAUGUCCUUUGUGCUGGCUUAAGCUACUGCCAUGCGAAGCUGCUGCUGCUGCUGAUGAAGGUGGGGAAGUAAAGGGUGUAUAUGAUCCAUGGAGGUUGGAAAGAAUGGCCUAUCUGUUUGGUGAAGAUUAUUAAUUAUUCUUAGAUUUUUUCUAUUACGAGACUCCAACUCGAUUAUUCAAGAAAUUUCUUUUGUGUAUUUUCCUUCCGCUUUCGUUUUAUGCUUUCUCUUGCUCCAAUAUGUUAAAAAAGUAAUAUUAUUAUUGGGUUAUAGACUUUUGAAUAUGAUGGGUUAAUCACAGUGAUGGUCCCCAAAUUUUCUAACUUGUAAAUUAUUUCUUAAUUUUCAAUAACGUUAUAAUUAAAUCUUUUUUUCCAGCCUGACAA